AUGGUGACUAGCAGCAAAACCGUGAUGCUCCGCAGCUCGGACGGCGAGGAGCUCGUGGUCCAGGCAGAGACUAUGGCGGCGGCGUCCAUGCUGAUCCGGGACAUGCUGGAGGACGACGGCGCGGGCGCCGGCGCCGGCGUGAUCCCGCUGCCUAAGGUGACCGGCCGCAUCCUCGCUCGCGUUGUCGACUACUGCACCUGUCACUAUGAGGCCGCGCAUGCCGUCGUCAACCCCGACCUGGAGCGCUUCGACGCCGACUUCGUCGGCGGAAUGGACCAUGACACGUUGAUGAGCCUCAUCCUCGCCGCCAACUACCUCGACGUGCAGGGUCUCUUGGGCCUGGCCUGUAAGACGGUGGCCGACCGGACG
Molecule: messenger RNA, 369 nt
Organism: Lolium rigidum
Lineage: Eukaryota; Viridiplantae; Streptophyta; Magnoliopsida; Poales; Poaceae
Product: SKP1-like protein 4
Exons: 1
Biological process (GO): SCF-dependent proteasomal ubiquitin-dependent protein catabolic process
Cellular component (GO): nucleus; cytoplasm
Molecular function (GO): cullin family protein binding
Source: RefSeq, a predicted model, not a curated record